AUGGAUGAAGAAGCUACCACCCAGGAGCAAAUAAAGGUUUCUAUUUUCACACCAUUGAUUUAUGUUGGGGUGUUGCUCACGUGUUUUAUUGCAUUUUCAAUAAUUUAUAGACGUAAAAAAAUUAAGAAUUUAACUAAGGUUGAACCGAUUUUCGGAGAAAAUCAUACUGCUUCAUUAUAUCAAUUCUUAAAAGCACAAUACACAAAUCCGGAUGCAACCAAGGAAACCAAGCCGCAUGAAAAAGUUUUAAAGGCAGCUUUAUUAAGAAGAGCCGUCGAAGCAAUCAGAAGAUCAUUAAAAUUGAAAGAAAAUGAACCAAUUUUCAAGUAUUUGUAUCAAGAAGGAUUAAUUGGUGAUGAAGUCUUUAGGCAAUUUGAAUUCCAAGCAAAAUAUCAGGAAUUGGAAUUGAAAGAAAUUGUUCAAGAAACCGAACUUUACAAGAAAGGUUGGGUCCAGACUUUUUUCCCAGUAGCUCAAGAAAUUUGCUUCAACGAGGCUUUAAGAAGAAGAUUAAACGCAAUGGAUGGAAGAUCUAAAAGUUUAUCUGUCUUGUGGGAAUACUAUGUUGAUUUGUCAGAAGGUAAGUCUACAACAGCUGGGGCCUCCACCCCAAUAACGAAUUCACCAACUCCUCUUGCUGCUGAAACAUCCCAAGAAUCUAAACCUGCAGAAUCCCUUUCAGAACCUAAUUCCACUGAUGAUAAUGCUUCUUCGGAAAAGAAUACAAAAAAGAAUAAUAAAAAGAAGAAUAACAAAAAAAAGUGAUUACUUCCCCUUUCUUUUGAUUUCUUUAUUACACCCAUAUACAAUGUAUAUAAUUCUUUAUCUUUCCUUUGUAAUAUAACCAUUUCCCC
This is a messenger RNA of Hyphopichia burtonii NRRL Y-1933, 854 nucleotides long. Its product is annotated as Sec63 complex subunit. The record is from RefSeq and is a predicted model, not a curated record. Lineage: Eukaryota; Fungi; Ascomycota; Pichiomycetes; Serinales; Debaryomycetaceae. Gene Ontology annotation, cellular component: Sec62/Sec63 complex. The transcript has a single exon. Gene Ontology annotation, biological process: post-translational protein targeting to membrane, translocation. Bases 1 to 765 code for a protein of 254 amino acids.